Messenger RNA from Nomia melanderi (Alkali bee), 890 nucleotides. Its product is annotated as mpv17-like protein. NCBI's taxonomy places the organism in Eukaryota, Metazoa, Arthropoda, Insecta, Hymenoptera, Halictidae. The record is from RefSeq and is a predicted model, not a curated record. Gene Ontology annotation, cellular component: membrane; cytoplasm; mitochondrion.
UAUUUGUAAUUAAAAUUUAUUAUAUUUCAGUAACGGCUAAAUAUGCGUGUUCUUUAUGGAAAAAUUCGCGAAGUGACGCAAAAAUACCCGAUUGUACGGGGCAUGGCUUCUUAUACCGUUAUAUGGCCCACCGGAAGUUUGUUGCAACAAAAAAUUGCAGGAAAUGAGGAAAUAAAUUACAUUCAAGCAUUAAGAUUCAGUUUAUAUGGUGGUUUCUUUGUAGCUCCAACACUCUACUGUUGGUUAAGAUGUUCUUCAUAUUUUUGGCCAAAGUCAGAUAUUAAAUCUGCAAUUACCAAAGCUUUAGUAGAACAAGUUUCAUACGGUCCUGCUGCAAUGUGUUGUUUCUUCUUUGGUAUAAAUCUUUUAGAAUUCAAACCAGUUGCAGAAUGUAUUGAAGAAGUGAAACAAAAGUUUUGGCCCACAUAUAAAGUUGGUGUAUGUGUAUGGCCUGUUUUACAGACAAUCAAUUUCUUUUUUGUUCCGGAACACAACCGGGUAAUUUAUGUAAGUUUUUGUAGUUUAAUUUGGACGUCUUUCCUUGCAUAUAUGAAAGCAUUGGAAAAGAAGAAAAGGGAAAGUGAGAUUGCAAAUAAUAAUAGUAAUAAUAAUAAUAAUAAUAAUAUGAAAAAUAAGAAUUAUAUUCAAGGUAAUAAAAAUAUCCAACCUGUUGUACAAAGAGAAGAUAAAAGUAAAAGAGAAAUUGUUGUACGGUAAUGAUUUUUAGGAAAUGUUUUUAGUUUAAUUGAAUAAUUAAUAUACAUGUAUUUGUGUAAUAAAUUUAUUAUAUUAGGAGAUAAUUUUAAUCAAAAUACUUGUCAUUUACAGUACAAAAUAUUAUGAGACAAAUAUCUGUACAUGUGUUCAUUAAAUGUUUCUAUAUAUUGUAA